UUCAUCCUCAGAGACACACUAAGCACCUAGCCUGGAGCAAAACACCUAAUUGGACUAACGGCACUAAGGAAGCUGCAUCUUUGAACUGGAUUAAAACCUUCUUGGAUAUUUAUUGAGUGAGGAGGGGUAUGCUGACAGGCUCACCUCUGAGAACGUUUAUGGCCAAAAGCUCCUCAGCAGCAGAACUUCUCCCAAAGACCUGUCUGAUUCUUAAGAAAACCUGAAACUUCUCUUCAUUAUACUGUAAAGAAAUAAAGAUGGUUGUGGUGAAAGCGAGUGACAUGGUUCCCUCCGCGGGCAUCAAGUUCUUUGGAGCAGGUACGGCGGCUUGCAUCGCUGACCUCAUCACCUUUCCUCUGGAUACGGCCAAAGUCAGGCUGCAGAUCCAGGGUGAGUCUCAGAGACCUGAAGGACCCGGCGCAGUGAGGUACCGGGGAGUGUAUGGCACCAUCAGCACCAUGGUGCGCACAGAAGGAGCCAGGAGUCUUUACAACGGGCUGGUGGCCGGUCUCCAAAGGCAGAUGAGCUUCGCCUCGGUUCGGAUCGGACUUUAUGACUCAAUGAAGCAGUUCUACACCAGAGGCACUGAGAGUGCUGGGAUCGUGACCAGGCUCAUGGCAGGCUGCACCACAGGAGCGAUGGCUGUGGCUUUUGCACAACCGACAGACGUGGUAAAGGUGCGUUUCCAAGCCCAGGUGCGGCUGGCUGAUGGUGAGAGGAGAUACAACAGCACCCUGGAUGCCUACAAGACGAUUGCCAGAGACGAAGGAGUCCGGGGACUUUGGAAAGGUUGCAUGCCAAACAUCACGAGGAAUGCCAUCGUAAACUGUGCUGAACUGGUCACCUAUGAUAUGAUCAAAGAACUUAUCCUGAAGUAUGACCUAAUGACUGACAACCUGCCGUGCCACUUCACAGCGGCCUUCGGUGCCGGCUUUUGCACCACUAUAGUGGCGUCUCCUGUGGACGUGGUCAAAACACGGUUCAUGAACUCAGGAGAUGGUCAGUACGCCAGUGCCAUCAACUGCGCUCUGAACAUGUUGAGAAAUGAAGGACCUGCAGCUUUCUAUAAAGGAUUCAUGCCAUCUUUUCUGCGACUGGGAUCUUGGAACAUCGUCAUGUUUGUGACAUAUGAACAAAUUAAAAGAGGAAUGACCAGAGCACAGCAGUACUGGGAGUCACCGUUCUGACUGCAGAUCGCCGGGCACCCAAACCACCCAAAUUCAGGCAUACUAAAGUCCUGACAUGUGGCAGGAAGUUGUGAAAAGAACUGUGCAAUGAGGCUGGAGGCGAAAAAGGCCCUACUUAAGGAGUUAUUUGGUGAUCGGCUCUGUGAAGUCAAAGGUUGAACCUCAUGGACUCUGUGCCUGGAGAAUCAGGGACAUUCCUGAAAGACUGCAAAAUUUGCAGAUUGCGGCGCAAGGACUCGUUUCAUGGACUGAUGUGAUUAGUGCUUCCAAUUGGAUCGAAGUAUAGCAGAUUUUUGCUCGCCAGACUAUUUGAUGUAGUUCUAUGUUUACAAAGGCUGAACCUUCCAGUCACAUCAAUGACAUUGUUGCAUAAGGAUGACUUAAUCCUUAGAAGAAUCCUUCCAAGAAAAUGGAGACCAUUUCAUCUGUGCCAUACCUUCAUCAUGGGUAUCGCUGAAAACGUUUACACUGUUGAUCUUUGCUUUGGGUCUUUUCAGUCAGGAGUAGAUUGUUGAAUGUAAAGUGAGCACUUGUUUGAUUUAUUGCUGGUCAAUGGGUCAUCAAAGCAUUUUGCACAGUCAAAGACAGCUGCAGCUAAAAGUGGGUUUUGUCUGGAACAGAAUCAAUGUUUUUUAGUUGUAACUUGGUAAUAAACAAAUGGAAAGAUUAUUGCACUAUUAAAUAAAAAAUACUGUACUAGCAAGGCU
Cyprinodon variegatus (sheepshead minnow) is the source of this 1894-nucleotide messenger RNA. Its product is annotated as mitochondrial uncoupling protein 2-like. The record is from RefSeq and is a predicted model, not a curated record. The coding region runs from base 258 to 1187 and encodes 309 amino acids. NCBI's taxonomy places the organism in Eukaryota, Metazoa, Chordata, Actinopteri, Cyprinodontiformes, Cyprinodontidae. The transcript has 8 exons. Gene Ontology annotation, cellular component: mitochondrial membrane. Gene Ontology annotation, biological process: mitochondrial transmembrane transport; response to cold; adaptive thermogenesis. Gene Ontology annotation, molecular function: oxidative phosphorylation uncoupler activity.